Molecule: messenger RNA, 930 nt
Organism: Sarcophilus harrisii (Tasmanian devil)
Lineage: Eukaryota; Metazoa; Chordata; Mammalia; Dasyuromorphia; Dasyuridae
Gene: SNCG
Product: synuclein gamma
Exons: 5
Coding region: 146-538 (130 amino acids)
Biological process (GO): synapse organization; synaptic vesicle endocytosis; chemical synaptic transmission
Cellular component (GO): cytoplasm; neuronal cell body; axon terminus
Molecular function (GO): cuprous ion binding
Source: RefSeq, a predicted model, not a curated record
GGGAGCGAAGCGGCCAUCAGCGGGGGACCGACGGCGGCGGCGGCGGCGGCAAUCGCUCUCCCUCGAGCUGCACUGACUGAGCAGGGGCCGCGUUCUGUCCGACUGCAGCCCAGCCCGCCCGGGAGCCACCGCGCGCUCAGCUGCCAUGGACGUCUUUAAGAAAGGGUUCUCCAUCGCCAAGGAGGGCGUGGUAGGGGCCGUGGAGAAGACCAAGCAGGGAGUCACCGAGGCCGCUGAGAAGACCAAGGAGGGGGUCAUGUAUGUGGGGACGAAAACUAAAGAGAACGUGGUACAGAGUGUGACCUCAGUUGCGGAAAAGACUAAAGAACAGGCCAACAUGGUGAGCGAUGCCAUGGUGGCCAGCGUGAAUACCGUGGCCAGCAAGACAGUGGAGGAAGCUGAAAAUAUUGUGGUGACUACCGGCAUUGUUCGGAAGGAGGAUUUGGUGCACCCAGCCCACCCUGAGCACGCAGGCCCAGAAGACCAGCCAGCAGAGGCUGCAGAAGUUACCGAGGAGGUUGAGGGCAGUGGAAAGUAGCCAGAGAAUCCUGGACCAAGCCGAGGAUCGUGGAGCCGUUAGCUGACACUCCCCAUCACCUCCCUGUCCCAGAGCAGACGCUUUCUUGGACCCAAAUCCCUCCCUUCUCCCCUAUCCCUGACUAGAUGAACACCUCAUGCUGCAUGUGAAUAUCAGGUUCUGGAGCAUACGUGUUGAGUAGCCAUGUGUGGGUAUCUUCCUUUCCCUCCUAAUUGUGGCUUAAGCCUCCCCCACCCCCCAGUCCAUCUGUCCUUCCAUUUGAGAACCCUUGUUGUCCCCUCUCUCACUCCUUCUUGUUUCCCUCUGUUCAAGUGGACUCCGUAGAUGCUGAAUGUGCUUUAUUUAUUUAUUUAUUUACAAAUGAUACCAAAUAAAACUGUGUUUGAACUAUG